Messenger RNA from Paecilomyces variotii, 4389 nucleotides. RefSeq lists its product as hypothetical. Gene Ontology annotation, molecular function: microtubule binding. Lineage: Eukaryota; Fungi; Ascomycota; Eurotiomycetes; Eurotiales; Thermoascaceae. The record is from RefSeq and is a predicted model, not a curated record. The transcript has a single exon. Bases 1 to 4389 code for a protein of 1462 amino acids.
AUGGCACACCUUAACUCGAGUCCGCUUCUUCCGCAAAUGCGCCUGACCCCCGCUAAAAUCAGACGGCCUUCGCGGUCUCCGUCACGUUCCCCUGAGCGGAAGUCUCAGUUCUCCUACCAUGUCCUAGACCCUCUGCUCAGUAACCUCUCGCCCGAGUCGACCCUUGAGGCGCUGACUUCCGUCGAUGCCGUUCCUAAGAACGAAAAGACGGCGCAAGACCUACUGACGCGGAGUAUCUCAAAGGUGUCCACGGACGAACGCGCGCUUGGGAUUCGGGCAGCGGUGGCAGCAAAGAAGCUAAAAGAAUGGUACAGAGAAGUUCUCGGGUGGGGAUGGCCGAGGAAGGCAGAUGCUCAACUGGGGAAAGGGUUCAUUCCGCCAACGCGGACGACGCAAGAUGAGUCUGGUACCAUCAAAUCAGAAGAAGAAUACUUUGGCAGCCUCCCAGCGGAAAUGGUCAAGCGAUACGAGACACGAAUCGAAGAGAUCCGUGAUGGUAUGGAUAGCCUGGACGUCGAAGAGUUGAAGGAACACGUCCUCAACGCCCAUAUUCCCUCUCGCUCCCGGCCGUCGUCGUCAGCCAGUACGAUAUCCGUCGGCCCACCCUCGUUCAGCUAUGUUCAAUUGAGCGAUUUCACCGCUAUAGUAACAGCUACCAUCCUGCGACUGCUUCCCACUUUAUCUCGUUUGAAUUUCCUUCUCACUACCUGGGACGUCCGUCUGCUCGUCCUCCGUCAAAUACCUGGUCUCUUAAGUCGACUUGAGAAAGCACGUGCCACAAUGGACUCCUCAAUGGCCGCUCUGAAGCCGGCCCAAUCCCUCAAGGAAGAUACUUUCUUUUCAAGAGAUGCAUUUCAUGCAAAGCGAGCUGAACUAGAAGCACUAGUCGUCUCUGCGGGAAGAAGGAUGGACAACAUACUCGACGCUCUGGAAGGCCGCGAGGACUCUCUACCCGAGGCGUGGAUCGAUGACUUGGAAGCCAUAGAAGCUGACUUCGGCACAUGGGCUAUCGAAGCCGAGAAACGUGUUGUCAUGAAUGAGUUAAUGCGCCUAAAUAAACCGAAACUGGAACUGGCCGUUGAAGCUAAAGAACCGGAGGCGCCAAUACCUGAAUUGGUUCCACGGGAACGUCCCUCAAAACCAGAAACGCCUGCUUUGGAGGUCAACAGCACUCCAGAGAGUCAGUCCAUUGCCAAUACCAAGAAUGAGGACCUUCCAGAGGCCAAUAUCAACGCACAAGAGGUCUCGAAUGAUCGGAAGCUCGUCGAAAUCAGCGCGAAUAUCUCGGGAUCUACAUCCAACACUAUCCCUUAUGGGGUUGAGAACAUUCCUACAAAGACCAUAGAUACACCUUCAGAUCCUAUUUCAAGAACCUCAUUUGACAAUGUCCAGUCAGAAACGCCAAAGCAGAAAGUCGACAGGGUAGCCCCUACCGGUGCAGCAGAUAUGACACCUCAACCAUCCGCUAUCCAAUUAGAUCAACCCGCGGAUCUUGAUAUACACCGUCCUCCACGAGAGACUUUGGAUGACCGGCUUUCAGAUAUCUCUGAAGAGAUGUCAACGGAUAACCAAGUGUCUCCCACUGGAGAGAAAGAUUUGCCUUCACCUAACGAUCAAAUGCAGGGAUCAUCACAUACAAGUGGUGAUAUGCAAACUGCCCCAGAGGACUUGCCGCAGAAUCUAACGUCUCCUUCUGAGGCUGGAACAGUGUUUGACAAGGAACUGGAGCCACGGCCCGUGUCUAGUUCAAAUCCCAACCCUCACACGAGCGACGGAGAAUUGUCGGAUGACGAGAGCACAUCUUCAUCAGGUCCCGCUGCCCAAGGCGACAAUCAAGCACGAAUUUCCCCGACGUCUAAUGUUUCCGGCGAUAGAGAUCAGGCUAUACGUGUGGAGAACGCUGCUGCGUAUGGAGACGACUCGCCUUCGGAGGAUUGCUCACUACCUCGAUCAUUAGCCCUCGAUGGCACCACUGAAAACGAGUCACAAAGUGCGCCACAGCAGCGCUCUGAUGCAUCGGAAGAUGAGAUAACUCCCUCUAUCGAACAUUUGGACCAUGAUACACCCACUCUUGAGGAUAUCUCCACACCAGUUGUCAAGCCCUCAGGCGCACUAAACCUACCGGACGUUCCUACUGAGAGGUUAUCUGAUAUCGCAACGACUAAGAUGACCGGAAGUGAAGAUAAUAACGACAGUGAAUUCCGGAAGGAGGGUCCUGUUUUGACGGAUCUGUCACAAGUGGCACAUGAUAUCUUCAUGGGGCCAUCCGAGCUACAAGAUUCGGCACCACUCGAGGGAACCAACGCGGAUACGCCGACAAAGCCUGAGCCUUCUGAAUACCCCCCAAAUAGCUCACCACAUGGCGUUCCAUUCUCUUCUCUUUUCUCCAAGCCUCGGGACCGUUCUAGCGAUGACGCCAGAAAUCAAGACCGUAUUGGAUCUGUCAGCACUAAGCCAGACGGCAACCUUACUGAUGUGGAUGAAGAAUCAUCACCAAAACUUGGUCUCGAAAGCCCGAUUAGGAUGUCCAAACUGAGGCCGAAGCCUUUGAGCUCCGCAAAGGGUCAGCCUAAGCCAUACCGUCGGGAUCCCUCCGAUGUCUCUGGUGCUGAGUCCCCGAUCUCUGAUUAUCCGUCAUUGUUAUCAAGCCCGGAAACCAGAGAAGCCUACACUUGUGGAUCGCCGACGACUCCGCUGGUUACUGAGACGCCUACCCCUCCUCGAAAUGACCAUUUAUCUACUGAGCAUGCUCGAAGCAACAGCCAGGCUACUUUGCGACAGGAGCAUCUAUUCAACUUCGACCGCCAUCGUGGGCCCAGUCGUCCUGAAUUCAAACACUGCCGAACAGCAAGUCUUCCAUUGCAGCGAUUCAUCAAUGAAGACGUGGAUCAAGAUUAUGAUGAUGAUUUCGUCAAUCUGGAGUCACUGGAGCGAAGUCCUAGUCCAUCACCUGAACAGAUACCUAACGAUGAGCUGCCUCCGCUACGGAAACGAGUCAUUCCUGCUGAUCUUCGCAGGCGCGCACCCGCUACUAAGCAUUCGACUUCUGCUGCUCUUAACUUCUCUACUCCCGAAACAGGAACCAGAAACGCCAUGGCUAAAAGGCAGGGUGGGCGGGAGACUUCAGAAUCUCCGCAUCUCCCUGAGAAGAUAAAAAAGCCCAGUUCUUGGAAAGCCUCAAGUGUCCCUGCACGGUCAAAUAAGCGGUUGAAUACACAGGAAACUGAUAUGUUCGAUGGAUCUUCCGUGACGGGUCCAGCUUAUGCGCUUACCCCAUCUGAACUUAGUCGUCCAGCGAGUCCGUCGGCCAAAACGACGGGAGAUGAGCUCGAAGACAAAAUCAACUCGAUUCUAAAUACCCUUCCAGCACGAAUCCAUCUCACGCACGCACCAACUACAGACGGACCUGCCGGGAACUCUUUAGCGCCCUCUCAAAGGAAUGAGCGUCUAGGUUCAGUGUCUCCCCGCUGGCCUUCAAGUCGGAGCAGCACGCCUACACCGUCGUUAUAUCUCACCCCUGCGUAUAACCGGGCUCGGCGUCCUCGAUCGUAUGCAAGUGAGGAGAGUUCCGUCAGGGUCUAUCAUCUUCAUCGCGGAAAAACAGCACCUCCGACUAAGCUGUUUGUCCGCACUGUUGGAGAGGGUGGAGAACGAGUAAUGGUGCGAGUUGGUGGAGGCUGGGCCGAUUUGGGCGAAUACUUGAGAGAAUAUGCCAUUCAUCAUGGCUCGCGAAGAGUGUCGUCGGACCAACAAAAGGUUGAGGUGCAGGAGAUUCCAUCUCAUUCGUCGCCCUCCCAUUCGUCGCCUGGCAGUACCCUGACCCAGCCUUCUAACAAUGGCAGAACAACUCCAUCUCGCCCUGGCUCUUCUCUCAGUUCGCGAUCCCCUUCUUCGCUUGCUGUACGCAAGACCAGGCGGCCAGCAGCGCCGGUUGACGAGCUUGGAGACCUUCCAACCGCCGACAGCCAGACGAUUGGCGAUCACGCCUCGCCGCUAUCUGUCGUCUCUUGUCGCAACCGUCGACUUUCUGUCUCCUCGAAUACAUCCAUUAGCGUUGGCUCAACCGCGGAUAGCCCAUUUGCUGGCUCGUCUCAUUCCACUACAGUGACCCCUCUGGGUCUUGCUGGUCCAAAGCCACGAUCAAGGCGUAUGUCAAUGAGUCCUGAGAGUGAGGCUUGGGUAGAGGAUGUCCUCGGACAAGCACGAAAAAACGUGUCUUUGAAGCUACCUAAACCUGGUGCGACCCGCACAGGACGAGAAAGCAGCUUAUCCAAACGGCCAAGUGAGCCGAAAUUGCGCAGUGUCAGCGAUAUUGGCACUGCUGGUUUGAAUAAGAGAGUAUUACUGCGCGGACUUGACAGGCGAAGAGAGUCAAGUCAAGGACUGUAA